AUGAAGACAGGAAUGGCAUUAUCCUGGACGACUGCGACGACUGCGCUGGUCGCAGCUUUCACGUUCUCAAAGGUCUUCAAGUUAGUAUCGGGUCUGAAGGCAGUGAAUUACCUCCCAGGCUUACGGGUGCCAUUUGAACCUCUCAGUUUGCUAGGUGUAAUUGUACCAGAAACGUCAUGGAACCCAGGUUUCAUCUUCGUCUGGACGUGGAGACAUACCAAAAAUAUUUAUCGUCGUUUUGGAAAUGACACCGUCUCGGUGGUACCUUUUCUCUUUGGCGUACCGACACUGUAUACACAAUCUAUGGAAGUCACCAGGCAGGUCGUGUCAACUGGUCAGAAGAUGGGUGUAUUUGGGAAGAGUGAUGAUAUGGGUGGUGGGCUUCGCUAUAAACUUGUCUGGAAUGCUACACAAAAAGUGUAUGCCGACAUGAUCGAGUGUGAAAGGUGGGCAGAGAAAGCGACGAUAGACGUUCCACGUGUCCAAUCACUGACGUUCAAGUUCACCCUCAUCAUCAUUGCCACCUGCGGCUUCGGUCUCCCAUUUUCAUGGGCAGAGCCCCCCUCUCACGAUGGACAAAUGGCCAUCCACCAGUGCAUGGAAAUCCUCCAAAAUGGGUUUGGAAACUGCCGUUGCCAUGGUAGUUCUUCCUACUCGAAUGCAUCGAGUGAGAUUCGUCGUACCCGCCAAGGUUUCGAUACCAUGAGGGCAUUCAUGAAUUCACACGUCCAGGCGAAGCGUGAGGCUAUAAAUUCUUCUGUAGGCGAUGACACAGCGAAAGACUUGCUUUCAUUGUUUGUUCGAGCGAGCGAAGAUGAGGCGGAAAAAAUGCGUUUGGACAACAACGAAUUGAUCGGGAAUAUAUUUGCGUUAUUAUUUGCUGGUCAUGAGACCACUGCACACACUCUGGCAGCCACUCUUGGUUUCUUAUCAUUACACCCAUCUAUGCAGGAAGAGAUAGUCGAACAAAUUCGCGAAGUCACUAAGGGGCGCGAAAAUGGCGAGAUCACAUUCGACGACUAUAGCAAACUAGACAAGGCUCUCGCCGCAUUCUAUGAGGGGGUCAGAAUGUUCCCUUCUGGUGUAUAUCUCAUGAGGGAGGCAAAGCAAGACACUGUACUCAAUCUUUCAGGCAUCGGUGAAGAGCCGAAAAUGUUGCCAAUUUUGAAAGGUACAUAUGUCGUGGUUGACAUGGUUGGCCUCCAUUACAACCCACGAUAUUUCUCUGACCCAGAAGAGUUCAAACCUGCACGAUGGUGUGCGGACCGAACGAGCAAAGAAGUUAUUGAGGAUGUGGAGGAUCACACUGCUUUUAGCAUCGGGCCGCGCUCGUGCCUCGGCAAGAAGUUCGCGACGACUGAAGCCGUCUGUCUCCUGGUACUACUUCUACGCGACUGGCGCGUCGAGCCCCUCCUGUCUGUCAACGUCUCCACUGGGGAGAAGGAAACUACAGAGGAAUGGCGCGCGAGGGUCAUGCAGGCUAAAAUGAAUUUCACAAUGGGCAUCAGAGAUGUUCCACUGACAUUUGUAAAGCGGGUUUGA
This is a messenger RNA of Suillus paluster, 1542 nucleotides long. Its product is annotated as cytochrome P450. Gene Ontology annotation, molecular function: monooxygenase activity; heme binding; iron ion binding. The coding region runs from base 1 to 1542 and encodes 513 amino acids. Lineage: Eukaryota; Fungi; Basidiomycota; Agaricomycetes; Boletales; Suillaceae. The record is from RefSeq and is a predicted model, not a curated record. The transcript has 16 exons.